This is a messenger RNA of Carica papaya (papaya), 2702 nucleotides long. The record is from RefSeq and is a predicted model, not a curated record. NCBI's taxonomy places the organism in Eukaryota, Viridiplantae, Streptophyta, Magnoliopsida, Brassicales, Caricaceae.
UCGGAUGGUAUUUAGCUUCUGAUCAUACUCCUUUAUGAGCUUAUGAGCGUCGAUUGUUGCUUAUUUGAUGUUUGAUGUGUUAGUCUUCAGUUUUUGUUUCGUUUGUUUUUGAGAUUGUUCUAUUUUAAUUGCUUCCUGUUAAACGAUCAUUAUGUAUACUGUCUUGUGCUUUCUGUGUGAUUUGGAUGUGCAGUUUGGUAUAAAUCGCUUUUUCCCGGAUAUUCUCCUAUCUUUGUUUGUUCAACUUGUACUUUCUGGUCUUGUUCAAAUCAUGUGAUAUUUUUUUUUCUUUCUGCAAAUAUUCCAAAUAUCCCAGAUAUCAGAAGUUUAAUUGUUCAAUUUGGGCUUAUCGUGUGGAUCAUAGUCGCCACCAGGACAUUCAUAAUUCAAUGCAUAUUAAGGGAUUUAGUCGGGAUUGCACUUUUUUAUCAAGUGAUCAGUCCGCCUCUUUCCAGCAGGCAUAUGUAUUGGAGCGAUCAAGAUCUCUGUCGUGAACAAAUAUAUUAAUAAUUAUCUGAAAAACCUCGUAUUUUGUGGAAAACUGAUUUUCUAUUUAUUUUUGUGGCUCAGGCGGUUGUUUGGGUUUUAGUACUUCUGGUGGUUAGUUCUGUUCCAAUCACUGCCUGUUGGAUGACGGCUAGUCCGUAGCGUUGGUCCAAGUUUAGUGUUACCAUUUCUUUCCUUAGCAUCAACUAGGUUAGAUGGUUUUCAAUCAUGCAGGUUUAAGAAUCUGAUGGUGGUAAAUUGGGAGUAAACUUUUGAGUUUGGAACUCUUGGAGUGCUGGUCACAUCUGCAGCUUCAGGAACUUUUUGACUGACUGGGAAACUGAAGAACAGAUUUGAAUUCAGAUUUUAUGUUCUCUUCAGGAUUAGCAUGAUUGGCUGCCAUCUUGGAGAGUUGUAAGCUGGUCUUCAUAUCUGGGGAGAAUAUUAUAUGGUUGAGUCUGAGUCAAGGGAUAUAAAAUUAUCACUAGUAUGAGGCAUAGGCAUUUAUUAAGUACAUCCCAAAUGUUUGAGAAUGAUCAUGAUCAGAGUUGGAAUCAAAUGCGUGGAGAAGAGCCUUACCCAAAUUUAGGGGGUGCUGAAACUGCAGAUGACAACUCUUUCUUUUUUCCUGUAGAGAACAUUUCUGGAGAUGGUGUGCAUUUUGCUUCACAUUGGAACUCUGUGCCUGAGUCCAAUGGAUGUAUCCCUCCAGGUCAAACUGUUGAACAAUUGCAUUAUCAACCAGAUGCUCCAGGUCCAUCUCAUGAUUUUUUCCUCCAUUCAUCAAACACUGCAACCAUCUGUCCUGCACAAGAAAAUUAUGGACAUCAUGCAUCUUCUUCAAAUUAUGAAAGACAAAUGUGGACUGAUGGUGGGUUUGCUGAUCUUACUGGGGGCAAUGGAAGAGGUUCUCACAAGCGGAAAAACCCAGGCAUUCCUUCUGUCUGUGACAGAGGAAGUUCAAGCAGAUACUACAGUGCCGGAAGUUCCUCUGAUCUCCCUGUAUCUUCUGAUUUACGGCCAGACAAACGAAGUAUAGAUUCUCAGCACAUGCCCCAGGAUCAAAUUUCUAUGAACCCUGCAUAUGGAAGCAAUGGACUUAUUAGGAGUGAAGGUUCUACGAGGAAUGUGAGAAUCCGUCCUGCAGUUAAUUUUGAAUCUAAUUCAGCUAGGACUCAUCUGUCGAACAAUCAUUCCCACAGUUCCCAUUCUACAAGCCACCAUAUCAACCAUUCCAGUUCUGUAGAUCUGUCAGGUCAGAGUUCUGGUGCUUCAACUAUGGAAUGGAGCCAUGUUAGGAUGUCCCUGGGUCAUGGAAGGAUCCUUGUUUCAGAGAGCACUGGUUUGAGUCCUGAGACGAACCACUUUCUUGUUGGAAGUAAUGCCACAUAUACAUCUGUGGACGAUGGUGCAUACUACCAUGAUUUCUUUGCAAAUAGAAACUCUACUGUUGCACAAAGUUUUUCUGGCACUUCAUCUCAAUCUGUGAGAGGUGUCCGCAGCAGCUACUCCCAGAGGUCAAGCCCAACUUUCAGGGCUUCCUCAAGCAAUUUGCGGUUGGGGCAUGUGGCACCUUUGAAUGAGGGGCCGCAGUUGGUUGGUGAAAGCUACUCCUCUAGGCAUCCGAGGCCUUUGCCUGCGAUUGCAUGGCGUAGUGGUGACAGGUCUGGGAGAUCUAGGAUACUGAAUGAGAGGUACCGAAUGUUCUCUGGUGAUGCUGGCCUCCACAACCGGUUUUCAUCAGAGAGUUUUAUGGUUGUAGACCGCGCAGCAUUUUAUGGCUCUAGACAUACGAGAGAUCAGCAUAGAGACAUGAGGCUUGACAUAGACAACAUGACUUACGAGGAACUACUUGCUUUGGGUGACAGGAUUGGAAAUGUGAACACUGGCUUAUCUGAAGAUUCAAUUUCGAAGUGUCUGUCAGAAGCAAUAUAUUGUUCAGCAGAUCAAAAUCAGGAGGGAUCAUGUGCAAUCUGCCUGGAGGAGUACAAAGACAUGGAUAAUGUUGGCAAACUGAAGGCUUGCGGCCACGAUUACCAUGUUUUCUGCAUCAAGAAGUGGUUGUCCAUGAAGAACUCUUGUCCAAUCUGCAAAGCUUCUGCACUGGCAGAUGAUAUGAAGAAGCAUCCAUCUGGAAUAUUUGGAGCCUCCAUAAUACAUUCAUGAAAGUGACUCUUGUGCUUUCAAUGCAGCAAUGCUGCUUAUUUUUUAAAUCC